This is a messenger RNA of Acaulospora morrowiae, 876 nucleotides long. NCBI's taxonomy places the organism in Eukaryota, Fungi, Glomeromycota, Glomeromycetes, Diversisporales, Acaulosporaceae. The record is from the annotation of a GenBank genome assembly.
AUGGAAGAAAGUAAUCCACCUAUUAAACAAGAACCCAUAGAAGAACUUACCUUAUUUGCGCAAGAGUUGCCAAGGAAAAAUCAAUCACAAGUAGAACAUCCGGAUAAACAAAAAACACACUUUCAGAACCUUCCAAGCAAAAUCAAAUUAGAACCUCAAAUAGCAUCAAUUCACGAUUGGCUUUCAAAAUUACCAGCAGCUAAGCCCGUCGUUGAAAAACCUGUUGGACCGAAAUUUGUGGGAACCAUCAAUGAUACGAACCCAGAUGGGUCAGACGGUGGAAUAGAAAUCGGUGCUAACAAUGCAGUUCCAAAAUCAACUUCCAAGACAAAACAAACGGCCAUUAGGUCAAAUCCCACGAAACAAAGAAAAACGGCUGUAAACGCUAAACAACAGAAAGCGUUUAAAAAAUCGGUGAAAAAGCCUAGCAUUAGUAAGAGCAAAGAAAUAGACAAAUCAUCGUCAUCGGUCAACGAAAAUACUGUUAAAUCGAAAAAACAGAAGGUGACGAAGGUUGAGAGGAAGAAAGUUGAUUAUUAUGAAUCCUCUGCUGCGGUAGCUGGGCCUUCGACACCCAGAAAGAAGAGGAACAUAGAAAACGAAGAGGCAAAAGAGUCGGAAGAGUCAAGGAUGUUGGAUGAAUCGGAUUACUCUGACAAAAUGUUGGAGAAAAAACGAGAAUUUCAAUCAUUACUCGAUAUAUUCGAUCAGAAGGUUCUUGAUGCAUAUAAUGCAUUUGAGGAUCUUACCAAGGAACUCAAUAAAUCAGCUCCAGGUUUAAAACUCAUGAUUGAGCCACCAAAAGUGUAUAAUAAACGUGCGAUUUAUACAUUGAUGGGAUUGAACGAAGAUGAAGAUUCCAAAAAAUAUGUUUGA